Molecule: messenger RNA, 180 nt
Organism: Diaporthe citri
Lineage: Eukaryota; Fungi; Ascomycota; Sordariomycetes; Diaporthales; Diaporthaceae
Exons: 2
Coding region: 1-180 (59 amino acids)
Source: RefSeq, a predicted model, not a curated record
AUGGUCGCCCAGCAUGCUGCAGAAGGAACCCGCGCCCACGGUAUCCGGGCAAUGUCGAUGACUUUGGUCGAUGCCCAGACAGGUCGAAGUCUUCUGGAUCCCAACACCGAGAAGUUUACACUUCUUUCGGCAGCCAUUAAUACUGGUAUAAAGAUUGUUGAAUUAGACGCUGGACGUUAA